CUCUACCGCCGCAUCCUCCGCGUCCACCGCCGGAAGCUCGAUCCCGAGAUGCGCAUCCUGGGCGACUCCUACGUCAAGAGCGAGUUCCGCGCACAUAGGAACGUGGAGAAUCCGCUGCAUAUUAUCGGCUUCUUGACGGAGUGGCAGCUGUAUGCGCAGAAGCUGGAGGGUGAUGCGUGGGUUGGGGAGAAGCUGGAUAAGUCGAAGCUGGAGAAGAUGAGUGAUCAGCAGAUCGGGCAGCUGUAUGAGCUUAUGCAGGCGAUCAAGAAUCCGGAUGGAGAGGGGAAGGAGUGAUGAAUAUACCCUGUUUCUCCAUGUCGCCGGCUAGGGUAUGCAGGAGAGUGGUGGAAGGUUGUCUAGCGGCAUCGGUCGAGGUCUGAGGUGGAGGACAUCGGUAACGAGCUACGGAGUAUGAGGAUCUAAUAUCCUCAAUGUACAUUAUCAUGCAUUGGCCAAAAUGGCUUGCUAUGGGUGGAUGGCAUUUGUCUCAUUUUCACGGCGUUGACGUGUAUAUGUAUUUAUUUAGCUUGCAUUAGUUCAGCGGUAUAAGAUUUCAUGCAUGCGGCUGGCU
Aspergillus novofumigatus IBT 16806 is the source of this 571-nucleotide messenger RNA. RefSeq names its product succinate dehydrogenase assembly factor 3. The record is from RefSeq and is a predicted model, not a curated record. Lineage: Eukaryota; Fungi; Ascomycota; Eurotiomycetes; Eurotiales; Aspergillaceae. Gene Ontology annotation, cellular component: mitochondrion; mitochondrial intermembrane space. The transcript has 3 exons. The annotation marks the transcript as partial. Gene Ontology annotation, biological process: succinate metabolic process; mitochondrial respiratory chain complex II assembly.